Anopheles maculipalpis is the source of this 779-nucleotide messenger RNA. It is a transcript of the gene Elp5, whose product is annotated as elongator complex protein 5. Gene Ontology annotation, cellular component: nucleus; elongator holoenzyme complex; cytosol. Lineage: Eukaryota; Metazoa; Arthropoda; Insecta; Diptera; Culicidae. The record is from RefSeq and is a predicted model, not a curated record. The transcript has 4 exons. Gene Ontology annotation, biological process: tRNA wobble uridine modification. Gene Ontology annotation, molecular function: tRNA binding. The coding region runs from base 1 to 765 and encodes 254 amino acids.
AUGUCAGUAACAUUUGCCCGACGAAACAACACCACACAGCAGCUGCUUAAUCGUGCCGAAUUGCUUAGCUCGAGGGCAUUGCCACAACAAAAGAUCAUCGUCAUCACCGAUAAAGUAGGAUUCGAGCCAAACGCUAGCUCGGUGAUAGCGUCCUUGCUAAAGGAACAGUAUGGAGACACGGCCGGUUCAGCCGAACUCGUAGCUCACCUCAACGAGAGAGCUAAAUUCCAGCUGAUGAUAAUCUCCAAUCUAGAACGACGCUUCGAAGCAGCACAAAUUUUCAAAUACAUCACACGGUGUAGAAAAACGCCCCAGAUUCAGCACGUGUUCGUGUGGAUUGUGGAGCAAAAGCUAAAGGAAGCGUUCCUUUUACCCUACAUCGAACAUAUGGCUGAUAGUGUGAUUACGUUCGAGGAAAAGACACAUUUGUCUUUACUAGUGAAGAAACACACUGGGGCCGUUACCAACAAGUACUACGAAUUUGAUCCAAUGAAAGAAUCGUUCUUCGUCGUUGAGGUAAAACGGUCUGCAUCAACUAAACAGAGCACAGCGUUAAAGGAAGCAGACGAACCACCGGCACCAAAUCCGGCCGCUUUGGGUACAUUCAAAAUCGAUCUCAAGGAUGAAGAAAUGGCUGCCAAGAACGCUCUAACGUUACCAUUUGAAUUCUUCAAAACGCUUCCGGAAGGAGGCAAAAUUCUUUAUCAUCCCGAUGCGGAAGAUGACCUGGACGAAGAGGACCCGGACGAUGAUUUGUUGAUAUGAGUCCACACAAAAAU